AACUCCUAUAUUAAAGGCAACUGGUAUCAGAAAUUACAUUUCUUAUGAAAGAUGGUAGCCAUUUUGAAUUCAACUGCCAUCUUGUCUACUUGUCUACAUCAAGUCUAAAUGUAAUAUAAAAGGCACAAAUUAAUAAGUCACAUAUUUCUUAUUAUCUAUUUGUAUAAAGAUUUUCAGAGAACUUCAACAGAGAGCAAUGAGGUAAUAAAAAUAUAUAGACAUACACUUGACUUAUGGACAAUGAUAAAUACAUGUGGGUAAGUAGAAAUGAAAUCGUUUGAAUAUUGAAUUGUGCCUCAACUGUUGAAAGAGUAGUUUGUACCAGCCAACUCAGAUAAAGGUUAGAGCAACAUAACCGUAUAUAUAUCAGUUACAAAUUUACUGCACAUAGGAAUAUCUUCAAAUCUGGACUUAGUACUUCGUAUGUAAGUCUAAAUACAACAUAAUGCAUCCAAGUUUUUGUCUCAGUCUAACGCUAACUUUUUGUAUAAUCCCAUUUGUGGAUAGUUACAAGUAUGUUGGAAUACCACUAAUGUGGACCAGUCAUUUCAUGGAAUUCUUAGGACCAUCUAGAGAGCUAAUAAACAGAGGACAUGAAGUGUAUUUCAUUGUGGCCUCAAACUGCAUGAUUCCUAGUGAUGUCACAAAAUCUGGUGUGAAAAUACUGACGUAUGCAUCUACUGGAAAUGAAAUUGGAGCAACGGAAGAAUUUCAGAAUGAUGCAAUUAAGUCGAUCAUCAGUGGUAAUGAUGAUUUAUUUUAUAAAUACCCAAAGAAAAUAUGGACAAAACAAGGUGACUGUUUAUUCAAUGAUAAAGCUCUGUUUGAACAAGUGAAAUCUCUGAAUUUUGAUUAUGCGAUUGUUGAUGGUUUCUUUUUUGCACCAUAUCUGAUGCUGUACCCACACAAAUUAGGCAUUCCGUAUAUUGCUUUGACAGCCCUCCUUGGAUUACACUGGGACAUAGGGGUGCCACAUAUGCCUUCCGUAUAUCCUAAUCAGAACAUUGACUUCCCGCCUGACAUGAACUUUCAACAAAGGGUUGUGAACUUAUUCAUGUAUAUCGCACUGCCAUAUGUCACCAAUUCCUUCAAUAACAAUCCAGAUGAUCUCAUGGAGAAAUAUUACCCAGAAGCCCCAGCAGGAACAACUAUGAUGGAAAUAUUUCGGGAUGCUGAUCUUUGGCUAAUUGAUCAAGAUCCAAUACUUUCUUACCCUCGGCCUACUGUACCGCAUAUGAUUUUUGUUGGUGGUUUAACAACGUAUCCAGCAAAACCCCUUGAGGCAAACAUCAAAAACUUUAUUGAAUCAUCCCAACAUGGACUUAUUGUGGUAUCAUUUGGGGCUUAUAUGGCCUACCUGCCUAAGGAAUUGACACAAAUGCUGAGUGACGUCUUUUCCAAUUUAGAUCAACAAGUCAUUUGGAGAUUUAAGGGAAAAGCACCGAAAUCUGUUGGAAAUAAUGUCAAAUUGAUGGAAUGGAUUCCGCAAAACGAUGUCUUAGGUCAUCCAAAUACAAAACUUUUUAUUGGACAUGGUGGGAGUAUAGGUCAAUUCGAGGCUGUUUACCAUGCUGUCCCAAUGAUUUCUAUACCUUGUAUGCCUACUGAUCAAAAACAUAAUGCUGUGAGAAUUGAACAUAAAAACUUUGGUAUCGGACUAUCUUGGGCAACAAUAACAGCUGAACAAUUAAAUAAAACAAUAAAUGAGAUUUUGUUGAAUCCAAAAUAUUCAACAUCAAUAAAGAGAGCUUCCAGAAUGUUCCGUGAUCGACGAACAACUCCGCAAGAAUUGGCAGCUGAUAGCAUCAUUCAUGCAACCAAAUAUGGAACAAAGCAUCUUCAGACUCGAGCAAAAGAAAUGACGAAAAUUAAAUUCUUUAUGCUUGAUAUACUGUUUUUGUUCUCGCUGAUUGCCAUAGCGAUUUGUGUCAUCCUUUGGUUUCUAUUAAAACGUCUGGUCCAGAUGAUUUUUAAGAGACAACUCAAGGCAAAAACUGACUGA
Molecule: messenger RNA, 2002 nt
Organism: Owenia fusiformis
Lineage: Eukaryota; Metazoa; Annelida; Polychaeta; Sabellida; Oweniidae
Source: the annotation of a GenBank genome assembly